This is a messenger RNA of Thalassophryne amazonica, 2545 nucleotides long. RefSeq names its product plastin-1-like. Gene Ontology annotation, biological process: actin filament network formation; actin filament bundle assembly. The record is from RefSeq and is a predicted model, not a curated record. Gene Ontology annotation, cellular component: actin filament; cytoplasm; actin filament bundle. NCBI's taxonomy places the organism in Eukaryota, Metazoa, Chordata, Actinopteri, Batrachoidiformes, Batrachoididae. Gene Ontology annotation, molecular function: actin filament binding; calcium ion binding.
GACCAAAGGUCCUCCUUGUCUCCUGCAACUCCUCCUUGGAGAGAUAAUCAGUUCUCCAGCCUCUCUGGGAUCCAACCUGCACUCGCCUUUUGCCGGACCCUCAUAUAUCUGCACUCCUGUCCCGUGGUUGGGUCUCCAUAUAUACGCUGACAGGCUAACAUCCCUGAACUGGACUAUCUGAAACUCUUAUGAAGGUACACAAAGAAUAAGCCAUGGAGAAUCAUAUCACACAUAUUUCCAGAGGGGAUCUGGAGGAGCUCCGAGACGCUUUUAACAGAAUCGAUAUCGAUAACAGCGGGUAUGUGAGUGACUUUGAGCUUCACGAGCUCUUCAGAGAAGCAAAUUAUUACCUGCCAGGUUACAAGGUGCGAGAGAUCAUCGAGACCUUUAUUGCUGGAGAUACCAACAAGGACGAGAAAAUCAGCUUUGAUGAAUUUGUCUCUAUUUAUCAAGAGCUGAAGAGUAAGGAGCUCAGUGAGUCAUUUCGGAAAUGCAUCUCCAGAAGAGAUGGGAUCCGCUCCUUUGGAGGAAUAUCAGGAAUCUCCAGCGAAGGGACACAACACUCUUACUCUGAUGAGGAGAAGGUGGCAUUUGUCAACUGGAUCAACAAGGCGUUGGCCAACGAUCCCGACUGCAAACAUUUGUUGCCUAUGAACCCCGACAAUGACAGUCUCUUCACCUCAGUCCGAGACGGCAUCCUGCUGUGUAAAAUGAUCAACCAUUCUCAGCCUGACACGAUUGAUGAACGAGUGAUCAACACAAAGAAACUCACCACCUUCAAAAUGACAGAGAAUCUGGUGCUGGCUUUGAACUCGGCCUCAGCCAUCGGCUGCACUGUGAUCAGCAUUGAUGCCAUUGACCUGAUGGCUGGGAAGCCCCAUCUGGUCAUGGGUCUCCUCUGGCAGGUUAUCAAAGUUGGCCUCUUUGCUGACAUAGAAGUUGGUAGGACUGAAGGUCUCAUCGGCCUUCUGGGAGAUUCGGAAAAGCUGGAGCAUCUCUUGGUGGUCUCUCCUGAGGAGCUGCUGCUGCGCUGGGUCAACUAUCAUCUGCAAAUUGCAGGAACGAAAACUAUCAACAAUUUCAGUGAUGACAUCAAGGAUUCACGGACGUAUUUCUACCUGCUGCACCAGCUCGCUCAACAUGGACGAGAAGACCACAAAAAGAGCAUUAAAAUCGACAUGCGUGGUCUCAAUGAGAGAAACUUAAACCGAAGGGCUGAGCUGAUGCUGCAGCAAGCAGCCCGGCUGGACUGCCGACAGUUUGUCUCUCCUCACGAUGUCACAUCUGGAAACAGCAAACUCAACUUGGCCUUUGUAGCCAACCUGUUCAACAUGCACCCUCGCCUACAGCAGGUUCACACCGAGGGAGAGCAUCUGCACAUAGAGGGAGAGACCAAGGAAGAGAAAACAUGCAAUUGGAUGAACUCAUUGGGUGUCACGCCUCAUGUCAACCAUCUCUACUGGGACCUGUGUGAUGGUUUAAUAAUUCUACAGCUUUAUGAGAAAGUUAACAUUCCUGUGAACUGGAAGAAAGUCAACAGGCCACCUUAUCCUGUGCUUGGGGCAAAUAUGAAGAAGCUGGAGAACUGUAACUAUGCUGUCGAGUUGGGAAAAAACCGAGCUCAGUUCUCUCUUGUUGGCAUUGGGGGAGAAAAUUUGAACGAGGGGAGCCGUGUACACACCCUUUCACUGGUCUGGCAACUGAUGAGGAGGUACACACUGCUGGUGUUGUCAGAUCUGGGUGAUGGAAAUAAAGUUGGAGAUCAGAUCAUCCUCAACUGGGUGAACACAACACUGAGUCAAAAACGGAAGGACACAACAAUCACUAGCUUCAAGGACAAGAUAAUCAGCACCAGUCCAGUAAUUGACCUGAUCGAUGUCAUUGCUCCUGGUACUGUCAUGGACAUGGUGAAGAGAGGAGACAGAGGAGUGCUGAGUGAAGAAGACAAAUACAACAAUGCCAAGUAUGCUGUCUCUUUGGCCCGUAAGAUUGGCGCUCGUGUCUAUGCGUUGCCUGACGAUUUGGUGGAGGUGAAUCCUAAGAUGGUUCUGACGUUGUUCGCCUGCCUCAUGGGCCAUGGUGUCAAAAAGCAACCUGACGUGACCAAACAACCCAGGAUCUAACCAACAUCAUAUUGUCCAUAUGGCAUCUACUCUCUGUCUGACAUCUUUUUUUUCUCAUCUUACAAAGAAAUUACAUCAAAAUACUUUAUAUUUGUCAGCCAUGACAUUGCUGUGAUGCGACAGAUGUGAUCACAACAAGAAAUGGUCGAUUUCUGUUCUUUCCAUAAAACCGACCAAAGAUUACAAAUAAUUUGUUGUCACCAGAUCGUCUGUAUUUGUGAUUUUCUGAAAGGAGUUUCUGAAUGUUCUUUUAAAUAUUAUAUAAGAGUCAGCGCAUGUAUUUACUACUUCUCUUAUUAAGAACAAAAAAGGCAAUGAAGAAAAGCAGAUGUACUUUAUACAUCCAUCGGCCUUUUCAACAACACUGUAAAUGUUGAACAUUGAAUACUAAUAUUUGAUAAUUAAAAAGAAUCUAUAAAGUG